This is a messenger RNA of Prorocentrum cordatum, 687 nucleotides long. The record is from the annotation of a GenBank genome assembly. NCBI's taxonomy places the organism in Eukaryota, Dinophyceae, Prorocentrales, Prorocentraceae.
AUGGAGUCGUCUGAGAACCUCGUCCGACGGCUGUGCAAGGAGCGCGACCAGCUUGCGGGCGAACUACAGGUGCUGGAUUCGCAGGUGUCGGCUGCUUUCGGUCGGCAGCCCGGGUUCCUCGACAAGCUCAGGAGGAACGUCGCGCUCCACGCCGACACGGACGUCGACGUUGCCACGGCUUCCGAGUCGGAGCUCAAGAAGGCGCAGAAAGGGGCGCGGCUAGGUGCGCAGCCCCGCGCCGCGGGCGGCUUGGACGAGGUGCGGGCGGUUGCGCCCCAUUUCUCACUCCUCUCGGCGUUGGAGAAGUUGGAGGAGAAGCACGAGAAGACGCACGACGGCAUGGACGUGAUGGCGGACUCCCACUGGCUCGCCCCUGGUCUCUGGCAGCAGCGCGUCCCCGAGUUGGAGGCGGUCGCCUUCGGCUGCGGGCUCAAGGCGGGCUGGCGCCUGUCGGAGCUCGGGCGCGAGGAUCCUGUACCAGCUGUGCUUCCUGGAGCUGCCUUUCCUGCGGUGUUGGAGUCUGAGCCCCACGUCGACGUCCUCGUUAGCGCCUUCUCGUUCGACGCUGUGCCUGAUCGCUGUUCGUCCAAGCCGUCCUGCAUCGAGGCGGUCAGCGACGAGUUUCGGGGACGAGCCGUAGAGCAGAUGGUGGCUGUGCCCUGUACUGACACCGACUGCUCGGUGUAG